This is a messenger RNA of Entamoeba nuttalli P19, 3186 nucleotides long. Its product is annotated as protein kinase, putative. The record is from RefSeq and is a predicted model, not a curated record. The coding region runs from base 1 to 3186 and encodes 1061 amino acids. Gene Ontology annotation, molecular function: protein kinase activity; ATP binding. Gene Ontology annotation, biological process: protein phosphorylation. The transcript has a single exon. NCBI's taxonomy places the organism in Eukaryota, Evosea, Mastigamoebida, Endamoebidae.
AUGUUACUCAUUAUAAUUUUUAUAAAUUAUGUGUAUUGUUUUAAAUGUUCUCCUGGUUGCAUUAAUAGUUGUAUAGCAGAUUAUACAUGUGAUGGUUGUAUUACUGGAUAUUCUAAUGAUACAUCAUGUAUUACAUGUAAACAUGUCAAUCCAUACUCUGAAAUUAACUCAACUAAUCCUUUAUAUAUCAUGAUAGACGGUAGAUGUUCACUCAUUAAAAAUACAAUUAGUAAAACUCAUUGGCUUCCUAGUACUGGUAUUAAAGAAAUUAAUUCCUCUGAUCCAAUUGUUAUAACGUUUAACAGUUCUACUCCAUAUGAUCAAGGACCUUGUUAUAAUGGUAUUGGAACUUCUUCUUUUAAAAAAUCUCAUUGGCUUGUUGUUGACUUAUCAAAACUCAAAAACAUUACAGAUAAUAUUAAUAUUGUUUUGGAAUAUACAGACCAAAACAACAAAUCACCUAUUUACAUUGAUACCACUUCAUCAUCAGCUAAAGAUAAUAACCCACAAUGUUUAACAAGAUUUUUAUUGACAACAAAUGAAAGUACUGGAAUAAUGCAAAUUCCUCUUGAAUUUGACAUCCAAGAAAUGUCAAAAUUAUAUAUUUUUGCUUUUGUAGAAGAUAAUGCAUCUGCUAGUAUUUCAAUUAGUAUACAAGAGCUAACAGGAAAAGAAAGGGUGAUGUCCCUUGAAUUAACUCAAAAACAAAUUGAUGAAAUGGUUAAAACAAAUACACAUUAUAGACAUGUUUUUCAUAUGAGAAAUGAAGGAAGAUAUACAUAUCCUAUUUGUAUGCCAACAACAAUGACUAAAGUUAUAAGAUUUAGUAUUGAAUAUUCUGGAAAUUUUUCUAUUCACAUUAGUACAAUAGAAGAAAAUAGGAUUAGAUACCUUCAAGAAUAUACAAUAAACUCUUCAAAUAUAGUUCAAUGUAAAAAGUUAUGGGGUGCGACACAUUAUAGAAUUUCAAAAGAUUCUGGAAUAAAAAAUGGAUUAAACUUAAGGAUAGAAGGUAAUCCUAUUUUAACUAAAAGGUAUUUUGCAUUGCUUACAAACGAAUUAAACAUUGAUAUUCCUGUAACUUUUAAACCAAUUUGUAUUGACAAUUGUAAUAAUGAUAAAGGUCAUGGAAAUUGUUCAGCAAUAAAACAGAAUUGUAUUUGUAAUGAUGGGUAUGGUGGAGCUGAUUGCCAUUUAAAAUGUUAUCAUAAAGGACGUUGGCAAGUUAAUGAUUUUUCAAAUUUAUGUAAAUAUGGCUCAUCAAACUGUGAGGAAAAUUGUAUUUGUAAAAAAGGAUAUUAUUUAGUUGAUCAUUAUUGUCUUCAUGAAGACUGUUAUAAUAAUGUAUUGACUUCUAAUAUUGAAUGCUUAAGAAAAAAUGAAGGAUGUUCUCAAACUUGUUCCUGUCUCAAUGGAUUUGUUCCAUUGAAAGGAAGUUCUCGUUGUAUUCCAAAAAAGUGUGGGAAUAAGAGAAUUGAUACUAUAAUUGAUAAUUUGAAUGGAAAAAGAAGAGAGCAAUGUGAUAGCGGAACUAAUUGUAAUCAAUUUUGUGAGUGCAUUGAUGGAUAUGAACAAAAUAAAAAAGACCCAUUAAGUUGUAGUAAAAAAGGUGUUGACUGGAUGUUAGUUAGUACAUUGAUUAUUACUGGAACUAUAAUAGUUUUAAUAUUUAUUAUUCUUCUCUUUAUUCUUUUAUCUUGUUUCAUUAAAUCAAAAAAAGUUGAUAUUGAAGUUUACAAACAACAACAACCAAAUUAUUAUUAUUAUAUAUCUGGAUCAAGUAAAUCUGGUCCUUCUAAAGAAAAUAAUUAUUACUUAGAACCUCUUGAACUAGACUUUGGAAAUUCAUCAAACUCAACUGAUAUUUUUGAUACAAGAUUUGAAAAUAUUGUAAUUAAGAACCAUUCUAAAAAGAAAUGGUUGAUGAUCAUAUUCCAUACUCCAAACAAUCCAAAGUUUGUAUUUUAUUUUGAUCCUCAAGUAAAAUUUGUUUCAUCAAAAUCUACAAAGAAAAUAACAGUGUUUAUGACUCUCCAUUGUACAACAAAAAUAAAAAAUAUAAAAAUUCCAUAUACAAUUUGGUUUUCUAAGUGUAAGAAAAGUUUAGAAAUGAUAGCGGAUUUAUUAAAGAAUAAAACAUUUGAAGAAUGGAACCAAGAAAACCAAUUAAUACUUGAUAAAACUAUUAAAACAGGUUGUAUUAAAAGAAUGCAUUAUCAGUUUACUAUUGCGACUGAUGCUUCAUCAUCAACUUUUCUUGACUAUGAUGAAUUAAAUAUAAGAGAAAUACCUAUUGCAGAAGGGGCAAUGGGUAAAGUAUAUAUUGGAGAAUAUCGUAGUGUUCCCGUAGCUGUAAAAGAAUUUCAUUGGGACAAUUUAACAGAAGAAGAAAUAAUAGAAUUAAAAGAAGAAGUAAUUGCAGAAUGUGAAAUGAUGAGUAAAUUAAGAAAUCCAUUUAUUGCAAAUUAUAUGGGAUCAGUUACAUAUUUACCACAAAUAUCAAUGGUAAUGCAAUUCUUUGUUUUAGGCUCAUUAGGUGAAUAUGUAAGAAAAGAUAAUGAAAAUUUUAUUAGAUUCCCAUUUAAACUAAAAAUUAAAAUAUUAUUUGAUACUGCCAGAGGAAUGCAAUUUUUACAUGAAAAUAAUAUCAUGCAUCUUGACCUUAAACCUGAUAAUCUCUUAGUUAAUUCUUUUGAUCCAGAGUCUGCUUGUUGUAUUAAAAUUACUGAUUUUGGUACUUCAAGAAUGACUAAAAAAUCAAACAAAAGAACAGAUAAAGGACUUGGAACUCCAGUAUAUCUUGCUCCUGAAUGUUACCAUGAUGAAUAUACAUUUGCAUGUGAUGUAUAUUCAUUUGCCAUUACUUCUUGGGAAGUUUAUUAUCAAGAAGAGCCUUAUAAAGAUUUUAGGUCAUUAUUUGAAAUUAAGGUAUUUGUUGAAAAAGGAAAAAGACUUGAAAUUAAUAAUACAAUGCCUUCCUCUCUUAAAAAAAUUAUUAAUUCUUGUUGGCAACAAGAAACUAUUGAAAGACCAUCAUUUUGUUCAAUUGUUGAUAGACUAACUAAUAUAUUAGAUAAAGCACAUAAAUAUGAAGGACUAGAUGCAGGUAUUAGGUUUACUGAUAUUGAAGAUAUAAUGAGAAAAAGGACUGAACGACUUAAAUUAUUAUUAGAACAGAAUGAAUAA